AUGUGCAUGCAGGCGAACAGGCGCAGCAGCAACGCGAAGGAAAAGUGCGCCAGCGACCUGGACAGGGCGAUAAACACGACAACGCAAAUGAUCUCUCGGGAAUGCCUACCGCACACGGAAGAGCUAUACAAAUGCUUUAAGCAUUCAUUUCGCCUGAGCUUCUGCGAUAAGGGCGUUAUUGAAAGGUUAAAAAAUUGCCAAUCGGAUGUUUACAAGAUGAUAACGUCGUGA
Plasmodium cynomolgi strain B is the source of this 231-nucleotide messenger RNA. RefSeq lists its product as hypothetical. The record is from RefSeq and is a predicted model, not a curated record. Lineage: Eukaryota; Apicomplexa; Aconoidasida; Haemosporida; Plasmodiidae. Bases 1 to 231 code for a protein of 76 amino acids. The transcript is spliced from 2 exons.